CAGCGAGGCAGCGCGCAGGCGCCGGAGGCCCGCGGAGAGGCGCGCGCACGCACGCUUCCUUGCCGCUGCCGCCGCGGGCCCCACGCGCGCUUGCGCAGUGAGCGGCGCGGCCUGGCGGGUGUGGGCGGUGGCCGAGGCGGCUGGGGUCCGAGCGGGCGGCUGUGGGCAGCUGGGCGGCCUGGGUCCGUGGGGACCGGGCCUCGGCGCGAUGAUGAUGAUGGCUCUGAGCAAGACGUUCGGCCAGAAGCCGGUGAAGUUCCAGCUGGAGGAGGACGGGGAGUUCUACAUGAUCGGGUCCGAGGUGGGGAACUACCUGCGCAUGUUCCGGGGGUCCCUGUACAAGAGGUACCCCUCCCUGUGGAGGCGCCUCGCCACGGUGGAGGAGAGGAAGAAAAUUGUGGCGUCGUCACAUGAUCACGGCUACACCACUCUGGCCACCAGCGUGACCCUGUUAAAAGCCUCUGAGGUCGAGGAGAUAUUAGACGGGAAUGACGAGAAGUACAAGGCCGUGUCCAUCAGCACAGAACCUCCCACCUAUCUCAGAGAACAGAAGGCCAAGAGGAACAACCAGUGGGUGCCGACGUUGCCAAACAGCUCCCACCAUCUGGACGCCGUGCCCUGUUCCACCACCAUCAAUAGGAACCGCAUGGGCAGAGAUAAGAAGAGGACGUUUCCCCUCUGCUUUGAUGACCACGACCCUGCAGUGAUUCAUGAAAACGCGUCCCAGCCUGAGGUUCUGGUCCCUAUCAGGCUGGAUAUGGAGAUAGAUGGGCAGAAAUUGAGAGAUGCUUUCACGUGGAACAUGAACGAGAAGCUGAUGACCCCGGAAAUGUUCUCAGAAAUCCUCUGCGACGACCUCGAUCUGAACCCUCUGACCUUUGUCCCUGCCAUUGCUUCGGCCAUUCGGCAGCAGAUCGAGUCCUAUCCCACUGACAGCCUACUGGAGGACCAGUCGGACCAGCGAGUCAUCAUCAAGUUGAAUAUCCACGUGGGAAACAUCUCUCUGGUCGACCAGUUUGAGUGGGACAUGUCUGAGAAGGAGAAUUCCCCAGAGAAGUUUGCUCUGAAGCUGUGCUCGGAGCUCGGCCUUGGGGGGGAAUUCGUCACCACCAUCGCCUACAGCAUUCGGGGCCAGCUCAGCUGGCAUCAGAAGACCUAUGCUUUCAGUGAGAACCCUCUGCCCACAGUGGAGAUUGCGAUUCGGAACACGGGUGAUGCUGACCAGUGGUGCCCCCUCCUGGAGACCUUGACAGAUGCCGAAAUGGAGAAGAAGAUUCGAGACCAGGACAGGAAUACCAGGCGGAUGCGACGUUUGGCCAACACGGCCCCAGCCUGGUAGCCUGCUGGCCUUGGCGGUGAGGUCUCUGGAAGAUGAGGCCCUCCUUUUCCUCUCAGUAGAAGAGGCUGGGGGGAGGGGUGGAUGCCGUCCCUGGCCCGGGGUCAGGGGAGGUGCAGAAGGGCUUUUCUGGGCUGAUGGGGUUUGUUCCAUGUGUACAGGUGUCCAUGGCACAGCUAGGAAGAUUUUUUUUAAUAAAGAGAAUGUGGGGUGUUCACUUCCUUA
This is a messenger RNA of Trichosurus vulpecula (common brushtail), 1561 nucleotides long. It is a transcript of the gene SMARCB1, whose product is annotated as SWI/SNF related, matrix associated, actin dependent regulator of chromatin, subfamily b, member 1. Gene Ontology annotation, cellular component: nuclear chromosome; nucleus. The coding region runs from base 209 to 1339 and encodes 376 amino acids. The record is from RefSeq and is a predicted model, not a curated record. The transcript has 9 exons. Gene Ontology annotation, molecular function: transcription coregulator activity. Lineage: Eukaryota; Metazoa; Chordata; Mammalia; Diprotodontia; Phalangeridae. Gene Ontology annotation, biological process: regulation of transcription by RNA polymerase II; chromatin remodeling.